GAGCCUGCGCGUGCGCAUUGCGUGAGCGCGUGGUUUUGGCGGGACCGUGAGCGAGCGAGCGAGCGAGAGAGAGCGAGAGCCGGAGACGCGAGACAGAGGCAGAGCAGAGCAGAGCAGAGCAGAACAGAACAGAGCGAAAAGGGCAGGACUUGAGUAGGCGGAUACACAGUAGAAGAUGACUACGGUUGAAGAAUCCUUUUUUUCUCCUAUUAGCCUUGUUUCUACUACAAAAAUGGGAAAGAAACAAGGUAGCAAGACAAAAAAAUCUGAAGAUGUUCAGCCUGAAGAAUAUAUUGUUGAACGAGUGUUAGACAGACGAGUUGUACAAGGAAGGGUUGAAUAUCUUUUGAAGUGGAAAGGUUUUACAGAUGCUGAUAAUACGUGGGAGCCAGAGGACAAUUUGGAUUGUCCAGAAUUGAUCCAGGAAUUUCUAGAUUCCCAAAAAGCCACCAAAGAGCGUACAGAUGCAUUCAAACGAAAAUCUGUUUCCGAAAAUGAAAGUGAAGAAAACAAGCCAAAAAAGAAAAAGGACCCGACUGACAAUCAACCAAGAGGUUUUGCCAGAGGAUUGGAGCCAGAACGCAUCAUUGGUGCAACUGACUCGAGUGGCGAAUUGAUGUUUCUGAUGAAGUGGAAGGAUUCUGAUGAUGCCGAUCUGGUCCCAUCCAAGGAAGCCAAUGUUAAGUGUCCACAGGUUGUGAUUGCAUUUUACGAAGAGAGAUUGACAUGGCAUUCCUAUUCUACAGAUGAUGAGGAAAAUUAACUGCAGGAUGUGUGUAACUGAAGGAUAUUGUGGAGAAAUGUUUGGAUGUACAGUUAUUGCCCCCAAGUUU
Amblyraja radiata (thorny skate) is the source of this 833-nucleotide messenger RNA. RefSeq names its product chromobox protein homolog 3. The transcript has 6 exons. Gene Ontology annotation, cellular component: nucleus. The record is from RefSeq and is a predicted model, not a curated record. Bases 176 to 763 code for a protein of 195 amino acids. Lineage: Eukaryota; Metazoa; Chordata; Chondrichthyes; Rajiformes; Rajidae.